Molecule: messenger RNA, 468 nt
Organism: Aspergillus niger
Lineage: Eukaryota; Fungi; Ascomycota; Eurotiomycetes; Eurotiales; Aspergillaceae
Exons: 1
Coding region: 1-468 (155 amino acids)
Source: RefSeq, a predicted model, not a curated record
AUGUCCACCACCACCGCCACCGCAACCACCUCCGCCGCGAGCUGCACCUCAACCGGCAACCUGUACGUGCUGCCCGUUCAGGACGCGGCGUGCGCCAUCCCCAACACCAAGAAUGCCAGCGCAAUCAUGGACAAGUGCUGUUCGCCCGCCAGCCCAACCAAAUACGACAACGACUGCGGAAUCUACUGUCUGGCGCAGGGGCAGGAUGUGAAGGAGCUGCUCUCUUGCAUUCAGUCUAAUGGUGCCGUCGAGGAUCCCUUCUGCUCUGGAAACUUGACUGCGACGGCGACGGCGAGCGUGACGGGGACCAAGGCGACGGGGUCGACGAAGACGGGGACGAGUACGGGAAGUGCGGCGAGUGAGACGGGGUCGUCGGCGGCUGUGCCGAUGAAGCAGGCUGGAGUUAGUAAGGUUGGAUUGGGGAUGUUGGGGAUGGUUUUGUGCAGUGCUGUUUUGGGGGGAUUUUAG